AUGAACCACUCUGGGGGCGCGGGGCCGGGGUCGGAAGUCAAUGCCUCCUUUCCGGCACUGAACGAGUCCUCCUGCCAAGGGGCUGGGGCUGGGAACGGCUGUGCCAACAGCUCCGGGCCGUCUGGGCCUCCGCGCCUCGUGGACGCCUGGCUGGUGCCGCUCUUCUUCGCUGCCCUCCUGGUAGUGGGAUUGGCGGGCAACUCACUAGUCAUCUACGUGAUCUCUAAGCACAAGCAGAUGAGGACCGUCACCAACUUCUACAUCGCCAACUUGGCAGCCACAGACAUUAUCUUCCUGGUAUGCUGCGUGCCCUUCACGGCUAUGCUCUAUCCCCUUCCCAGCUGGGUCUUUGGAGAGUUCAUGUGUAAGUUUGUCAGCUACAUCCAGCAGGUGUCCGUCCAGGCUACUUGUGUUACCUUGACAGCCAUGAGUGUGGACCGUUGGUACGUCACCGUGUUCCCCCUCCGUUCCCUACGCUACCGUACCCUCCGGCUGGCCUUUGCUGUGAGCCUGGGCAUCUGGGUGGGGUCCUUCCUGGUGUCCAUCCCUGUGCCCAUGUACAACCGCCUCACCGAGGGCUACUGGUUUGGGCCACAGACAUACUGCAUCGAGGUGUUCCCGUCUGUGACCCACGAGCGCGCCUUCAUCCUGUACAACUUUCUGGCCGUCUACCUGUUGCCUCUGCUGACUCUCUGUGUCUGCUACGCUGCCAUGUUGUACCAGAUGGGACGGCCCACUGUCGAGCCAGUGGCUGACAAUAACUACCAGGUGCAACUGCUCGCAGAACGUUCGGAGGCCACGCGGGCUCGGGUGUCUCGCCUGGUGGCCGCUAUCGUGCUGCUUUUUGCUGUGUGCUGGGGCCCCAUCCAGCUCUACAUCCUCCUCCAGACCUUUAGUCCCGGCUUUCAACGCGACUUUGCUGCCUACAAGGUGAAGAUCUGGGCGCACUGCAUGUCCUACAGUAACUCCUCCCUCAACCCCGUGCUUUAUGCCUUCCUGGGAGCCAACUUCCGCAAGGCCUUCCAUAAGAUCUGUCCUCUGGCUGGGCGUGUGGGCAGUGCCAGUGUCCCCAGCGCCAACCUCCAUACCGAGCUGCACUUUGUGUCCCCUGGACCCCCAGCCUCGCUCCACCAGCCCCAGCCAGAGGGAGAGGUCCCAGCCCCAGUGGUCCAGUGAGGCCCGAUGGUCUGCUAGCAUUGCUUUGGAGAAGGGCAGCCCCACCCUGGAACCAACCACUCACUCACUACAUAGGCCUUGAGCCUCCUGACUGAUAGACUCUCUGCCAGAGGCCGUAGGACAGACAGCCAAGGAUCUUGGCCUCAGAGAAUUCCCAGUCUAGUAGGAGAGACAAGAUUCACUUAAAGGAAAUCAGAACAGGACGGCCCCUAUCCAGUACUAGGGGGUUGGUUCAGAUUCUAAAGCCUAGAACUGCAGAGCUGGGAGGAAGGAGCCUUGGAAACCACUUAACUCACCUUUUCUCCCCAAUUGCAAAUGCCCCUCACUCUGCUCCCAUUACUUGGCAUAUAUUUUUGUAUUUACGUCUCUGUGUUAAUAUUGUU
Messenger RNA from Vombatus ursinus (common wombat), 1559 nucleotides. RefSeq names its product KISS1 receptor (gene KISS1R). Gene Ontology annotation, cellular component: membrane. Gene Ontology annotation, molecular function: G protein-coupled peptide receptor activity. The record is from RefSeq and is a predicted model, not a curated record. Gene Ontology annotation, biological process: neuropeptide signaling pathway. Bases 1 to 1176 code for a protein of 391 amino acids. Lineage: Eukaryota; Metazoa; Chordata; Mammalia; Diprotodontia; Vombatidae. The transcript has 5 exons.